AUGUUGCGCAAUGCGUCUGAGAGCCUGGGACAUUUCAACCGGGCAUUAGCCAGCAUCGGACAGAAGUUCCUUGCACACCGGGACUCGUCCUUCCACCAGUAUGACUGGCCGGGGCUCCUGACAGCCUUUGUAUACGAGCCAUUGGACCCAGCCUCGGACUCCUUCCAGCCGGAGUUCCUCAUCCGUGCCGUCCAGUCGACCUACAGAGCAAUCUUCAGUAGCUACCUUACACUCGCCCGCGAUAUAUACUUCGACCGUUACCAGUCCCCUGCUACCCCCGCGGUGGAUGGAACCAUCAUCACGAAGACCUGGGACAUGACGCCCUCAACACCCUCGAUGGUCAUCAUCAUCGUCCUCCUGUCCAUUGAUUUCUCGGCCCUGGUCCUCGUAUUCGCCCUCCGUCAUAACCGCUUCAAUGGGCCGCGUAUUCCGAAAUCGGUUGGGUCACUGAUUCCGUGGGUCGCACGGAGCAGGAUUGCGCCUGACUUCCGGGGAACGUCGCGGAUGACGGACAGCGAGCGGCGGGAUUAUCUCGUGCGAAAGAGCCACAAAUACACUUUUGUUCUGUCUUUAUGCCCGGAUGGUGAAUAA
Molecule: messenger RNA, 591 nt
Organism: Aspergillus viridinutans
Lineage: Eukaryota; Fungi; Ascomycota; Eurotiomycetes; Eurotiales; Aspergillaceae
Exons: 1
Coding region: 1-591 (196 amino acids)
Source: RefSeq, a predicted model, not a curated record